AUGCCUAGAGAUGAUGUCCCAGUCCUAAUGUCAGUCGUAGACCCACCACAGCAACCAUUUCCGCAUCUCCUUUCUACUUCUUCCCCUGCUAGUGAUUUGGCGUUUAUGACCCCUGCUACUCAGACCGAUUUACCCUUCAAAUGUAAUUUCCAGCUCUGGAAUGAUAUGCUACCCGACGCCAUGUCGGUAGCUCUGUCAAAGGACCCCGUACCAUCCACCGAAAGUUUUCGACAAAUUGAUAGCAUACAUCAAAAGGCGGCUGAAUUAGCCUUGGUAGUACCUCCCACCCCAACUCCCCGUCUAUUUUCAUGUACUUUUCCCUUUACUCGCCAGAGGGGCUUCCCUCAAGAGCAGCACCCAAGUCAGCAAACUGCAGCUACGUCGUCCUCAGUCUCACAGCUGCAGGGUCCCCGUUCGCAUCGUACUCAAUUAAAUUUUACCAGUAACGUUCAUCAUAACGACUUAAACACUAAUACCAUGCCUGUUGUCGUGUCGAACGGUGGGCUCUCCUCUUCAACACCUGUGCUGGGGACUGCUUUGUCUCUUUGCCCUGUUCCAAAUCCACCAGUCCACCCGCCGAAGCCCUCCCAGGACCCACCCCAGCUAUCACUUGAAGAAUUGAAGGCGACCAUCAAGGUUGUAUCACAGGAGCUGCGACAGGCUCAGUACCAGCGAGAUGAAUUUUUGUUAGCCGAGGAUGAGGAGCACGAUCACACCGCUCAGCUCAAUCAGUUGGAUGCUUGUAUUCAUAAGCUACAGGAGCAAUUUACGCGCCUGCGGCUCUCACUUUCAGAGCGUCUGCAAAGACCAACAUUGUCCCCCUCGGCUUCAUCCAUAUCCCUCGUAGGUAGCCCUCGAAACAUCUCCUUAGUUUCUACAGAUCUCCCUUCCUUUAGUUCUGCAAACCCUCGUCCCACUGUCAGUAGCGACACGUCGGGCUUCCUGAUGUCUCCGAAUCAGCCUACUCAUCUGCACUCUAUUCCAUCUCAGACGGCCAUGUUUGCUCACGCUGCGGGUUCUACUAGCGCGAACUGGUGCCAUGGUGAGACCUCUCCGAGAUUUAGUAACGCGUGCUCUGCCAAUCCUUCUAAUGGUUUAGACACUCCUAACUUUAGUCAUGUCAGUUAUGGAGGCACCAACGCAGACAGGGUGCUAGACCAGGCCCCAGGAGCGCCGUGGUCCACCAGCAAUGGUAUCAUGAGCGAUGACUACAACCCUAGCGGCAGCACGAUGAGCUACCCGGACGGUAGGCCACCAUUGGGCUUGGGCAGUUGGUCUGGCAUUUCUUUGAAUCCUACAUUGGAUGUGUCGAAUAGUGGAACAGAUUUUGAUAGCGGUAUACAGGAGAGGGGUGUCAUGCACACACUUGACAUCCCACAAGCUCAACCAAUGUCCUACACGCCCUCUAACGGGUUUUCUUGGGAGCAGUACGAGCGGAGUGAGGUUGGACAUCUUAGCCGGGAUGCCAUUUGCUCGACCGCGGACGUGGUGCUUCCAGUCAACCCUAUACAUGAAUACGGUGGUGAACGUUUUCCCUGGUCUUCUGAGCUGCGUCAUACAAUGCGUGAUGUUUUCGGGCUUCACGACUAUCGUUUUCAUCAGCUUGAAAUUAUGAACGCCUGUAUGGACAAUCGAGAUGUCUUUGUGCUACUUCCCACCGGUGGUGGGAAAUCACUGUGCUACCAAUUGCCAGCACUACUGCCCAACCCGGCUCAGGUUACUAUUGUUGUGUCUCCGCUCAUUUCACUCAUCCAGGAUCAGGUGUAUGCUCUCAUCGCCAACGACAUCCCGGCUAUGGCCUUGACAGGGCAGACCUCUGACGCGCCUAGGCGAUCGCUCUUUUCGGAGUGGGCCUCCGGUCGCAUCAUCCACACACUGGUGUACGUCACCCCAGAGUACUUCGGCCGCAGUGAUCACUUUGUGCAGACGCUUCGGCGGCUUGCUGAUCAGCGUUUACUUAAUCGUUUUGUUGUCGACGAGGCCCAUUGUGUGUCGCAGUGGGGUCACGACUUCCGCCCCGACUACCGCAAACUGGCAUUACUGAAGCGACACUUCCCAGAUACUUCCAUCACUGCCCUUACAGCCACUGCCACAGGGUUGGUGCAGCAGGACGUCAUUAAGACCCUUUCGUUACGUAGCGCUGUUAUCUUUAAGGGUUCAUUUAAUCGUGUUAAUCUCAAGUACUCUGUCCAGCGGGUUGUUGGGAAGCAAGUGGCACCUGUAGUGAAAGAUCUCAUUCUACACCGCUUUGGCCCAAAGAGCUGCGGCAUCGUUUACUGCCUCUCGCGAAAGGACUGCGAAGAAAUGGCUACCGCGCUCAAUGCCUCUGGUAUUCGUGCUUCUUUCUAUCAUUCUGAAGCAUCAGGAAAAAAUGAGAAACAAGAGCGGUGGACACGAGAUGAGUUACAAGUGAUUUGCGCAACUAUAGCGUUUGGCAUGGGUAUCAACAAGCCAGACGUGCGUUUUGUCAUCCACGCCGCUAUGCCGAAGUCGAUUGAAGGGUAUUACCAGGAAAGUGGCCGUGCAGGACGCGAUGGUCUUCCUUCCGAGUGCGUGCUUCUCGCCUCUUCGAACGACUGUUUACGACACCAACGUCUUAUUUACGGCUCAAAGGACUGGAAGGCUUCGUUGUUAUCGCUUUAUCGUAUGCUGAGCUACACUCUCAACGACGUGGAUUGCCGGCGGCGACAGCAACUAGGCCACUUCGGCGAGGUUGUGGAUUCACAUUUCUGUCUUACGCAGCGCGCGGUCAACAGCAGUCGUUCACUAAACACCGUUGAGUCCCGAGCAGAAUUAUGCGACAAUUGCGCAAGCAAGCAUAACGAAGGAUGGGAGACAAAGGAACUGUGCAUCAACCACAUCCUCAUCGAUUUUUUUCAAAUUCUUGUGCAUUUGGGAAGCAUGACGGGAAAACAGCUCGUCGCAGUUUAUCGUGGGACUAACUCUGAUAUGGGCAAAACAGUGGAAGCCCGGUUGCGACAGAAGGGUCCACCUCCUGAAUACAAAAGCGGCGCUAAGUUGUCAAAGACGUUGAUUGAACGCGUGUUGUUGGAAGGUCUGGUCCUUGGAGUUUUCAAAGAGCGGCUCGACAACGUGAACGACUAUGCAGUAUGCGCGUAUGUCGAAACGGCGGACUGUACUGGGAUAAAGACGUAUCAUGAGAUCAGAGACGGGAAGCGGAAGAUCGUUAUUCACCUGCGAGGGGAUGCUCCCAAAUUGUCCACUAGGGUAGUGACAACUGGCAAACCUGAAAUCGCCAACACUGGCCCUAUAGACCACUCUAACAUAAAUGCAGAGAAGUCUACAAAAGUCCGUAGUAGAAGAAUUCACAAAGGAAAGGACUCGGAGUUCAACCAGGGGGCUGGUGAUACUACCGAUAUUCCCCUAGCCCAUCUUUACUCCGACCCCCACAACCCCAACUUGCGUCUGCGGGAUUCUAAAGAAGGUGACCCCAAGCGGAAUAGAAGUCAACAAGGGAAAAAACAGGUAAUUUCUCUUGAUGGCUCUGUUUUAGCGGUUGAGUGUGGGGAUCACCCGGCCUCUUCGCACUCUCGUCCGCGUGGUGGCGGCAGAGAGGGUAAUGGGGCAUCCACGUCCCUGUCCUCCACACGUGAUCGGAGGCCUCACGACCAUCACGCGCAUUGUGAGUCUCACUCAAAGAAGAGGGGUGGAAACCGUUACGUGAUUGAUAAGUGUAGCGACAACGAGAGCGCGAGCUCCCUUACCUAUGAUGAGGGCAGCGAUACCAUUUCUACAAAUAGUAGCUUUGAGGAUGAUUCGUUUAUUAAUGAUGAUUCUUCAUCAUCCUCUAACUCCCGGCUGCCGUCUUCGGACCCGGCAGCGAAGACCACACCCGCCUGCUGCCCGGCGGAAAAGCAGUGGACCCGUGGUGGGACCAAGCGACCUCGGGGUUCCACCGUUACAACUGAAGUCGAAUCUAGCAUUAUAUCUCUCCAUGAUACACCAGUUAAACAUUCCGCAGUUAUGCACCCCCACAAGCGCAAAAGAAAAGGCGUAGUUAACGAGAAGCAGGAUGGCCCCCCGCAUCUGGUUUCAUCUCUGCCGACUGCUCUCCUCAAACGUCUACAAUCGACUCUCUUGCCACAGCUCGAAUCGCUUGUGCAUCGGCUUGCUGAGAGUUCUGAAGGCGGGCGGCAGUACAACGUCAUGCCGAGGAAGACCAUCCAAACAUUGGUGGAGACCCUUGGCGAGCCAGGCUGGGGUAGUGUCGAACAGUUCACAGACCUAGAAGGGAUGGGCAAGAACAAGGUCAAGAAAUUUGGCGCCGAUAUUCUGAGGCUUUAUCGACAAUUUCGUUUUGAGCACAUUGGUGACGUCAAAGAGCUAACAGCGAAGGAGGAGGAGUCGCUCAAACAAUUGAGCACAACUGUAGCGGCGCGUCAUCGACUACAUCGCGCUAAUGUAGCUAACGCAGGUCUUAUAAUCACUGAUGAGGCUCUUAGAGAUCCAAACACCUCACCAGGGAAGGUUGUGAAUGCGUCGAAUAGUGUUUCUGUCUCCACCACUUUCCAGCCUCCUCAUUUUCUUGAUCCCAACACGCCAGAAAAACCCCUGAAUACGUCAUCCCACACGAGGGGCGAGCUGGGGACCCCGGUUCAAACCCCGCCGAUGAAUCCACCGCGGUUUUCGCCCGCUAAGCUAUCGGUUCCCAUUACCGCAGCAGUAGUGGUGCCACACCGCACGACCUUUUCCUUUACGUCCAGGCCGUGUCCACACCCACUUUCGAACCCAGUGAACACAACGAUUGCUACACCCCCACGGCAACCCUCAGAGGCCACGGGUGCCGUCGUGGCUGCAGGAACGGCCACUCCACAGUAUACUCACCUUCCGUAUCCUCCGGACGCGGCUUCGGUGACCACUGCCGGCGCCACCAUGAAUCCGUCGUCUACUACUUUGGGCAUAUCCGAUUCACCACCUGUUUUACCCUUUCAAAAGGCUACCCAACAAUCGGUGCCGCUUUUCUUAAAUCCCUUUGCGGAGCAAAAAAGGCGGCCGACCAUCCUAACAUCCGAGAGCCCUUCCAUAGGUCGUGCGUUGUAUCCCAUGGAUGAUGUCAUCGGUAGUACACCGAAUCCCAUAUCAGGCAACUCUAUCAACAGCUUUGUUCCGCUAAACCCCGUCGCUGCCAAACGACCGCCAUUGCAGUCAAUUCCACAGGUGCCUCCGAAGCCCCAGGCUGCCGCGGUGGGGAUCCCCUGCUCUCUAGAUAAGGAUGCAAAUGGUGUCGAUUAUCUCAUGAUGAUGUGUGAUGAAUCCCUCCUUCGCACCCCUCUUAACAGCCUUAGUACACCUUCAGCCUCUGAAGUGGGGAGGUUGAGUACCUCCAACUUGGCCCUUCUACACGAUGGUAGGGGCAGGUCAAGUGGUGGGGCUGAGGCCAUGUCAUCCUCGGAGCGUCUUCUUUUCCAGGACACUGAUCACCGUACUUCUUUGAAUGCUGUCAACGAAAGGAGAGGGAAACCGAGGGCGGUGGUAGAAUGUAAUACUUCCACUGAAAUUUCGGAGUCGCUUCCACCAUCAAUGGCCGUGAUCGAUGCGAUACCAUUUGUGCCCCACCGCAAGGAAUCCGAAGUCUUCACAGUUGAAGAUGAGGGCGACUAG
Molecule: messenger RNA, 5622 nt
Organism: Phytomonas sp. Hart1
Lineage: Eukaryota; Euglenozoa; Kinetoplastea; Trypanosomatida; Trypanosomatidae
Source: the annotation of a GenBank genome assembly